AUGGUGCUGGAGGACCGAGCUGGGCCGGGGCCAGAGGCGGCAGCACAAUCCCAGAGACGAGAGCAGUUGGAUCCUCCACAAAGAGCCGCCAUACCGGGCCUGAUCACCACACGCGCUCUGUCAGAUCCACAAUGUGGGACAGAGGAAGGUGGCAACAAAGGGAAGGAGUGGAAAAAGAGGACAGAAGUAGGCUUUUCUCCUCCUCUCUCCCUCGCUCUCCCCGUCUCCUGGGCGGCUCUGUUUUUGGCUGGGUCACCUGAGUCCUCCUACUGGCCGCGGCUCACAGGUAGCUGUGCGUGCGAGCGCUCUGACCUGAAGCGCGAAUCACAGAACGUGUCCAGAGAGAACGUGGACGAGUUCUUCAUCCUCCUCCUCCUCUUCCUCUCUCAGGUGAUCGGCUGUACGCAGUCUAAAUGCACCUGUGAGUGCUUCCAGCCUGGCAGAGUCAACCUCAGGUCAUGUGACCGCUGCAAGCACGGGUGGGUCGCCCACGCGGUGAGUAAGCUUAGUGCGGGUGCGGUGCCGUGCUCAGGGCAGGUGGAGAUAGUUCAGUGCUCGGUGGUGUUUGAUAUCAGCACUCUGCUGCUGUACGGCACUCAGGCCCUGCCCGUACGCAUGAAGAUCCUGCUGGACCGCCUCUUCAGCGUCCUCACGCACACACAGGUCAUCACCAUCCUGCACACGCUCGGCUGGACGCUGCGCGACUACAUCCGAGGAUACAUACUGCAGGACUCCAUGGGGAAGGUUCUCGAUCGCUGGGUGGUGAUGACCCCUGAGGACGAGGUUGUGACCCUGCAGCAGUUCUUGAGAUUUGGUGAGACUAAAUCCAUUGUAGAGCUCAUGGCUGUCCAGCAACAGCAGGAUCGCCUGGCAACAGUCUCCAGAACACCAAAGACUGACUCGGACAUCCGGCUGUUCAUCGAGAGCAGCAGCCACCAUCGUGGCCUCCAGAGUGACAGAGCUAGAGGUGAAACACCACCCAGCCUGCACCACUUUGAAAACCUCCCGGGAGGUAACCUAGCUUUUCUUCUGCCUUUUCAGUACAGCAGUCAGUCUGCAUCAUCUCCGCUAAUCCCUUCGUCCACACUUCUCCAGGAGGCCUCUGAUGUAGCCUGUAGACUACAGCAGACCAAACAGAGCCAUGGAACAGACAGCGAAUCAGUGGCUCCUUUCAGAGGCAGUAAACUGCCCAUUACAGGUGCUAGCACUACAGAUGAGAAGAUGCAUCUUGAAAGUGAAACUGACCACAGUGUUUCAGGGCUAGCAAAGCCUUCAAAUAAAGUGCAGCACAUUAGUGAUGUAGACCAACAGGCGGUGUUAGUGAAAGAAGAUACUUCAGGCACCUGCUCUUCAUCUUCCUCCACUUCCUCUGGCAUGAGGGAUCGUGGUCUUGGCAUGACGAUGCGUAAAGGCCGCGUGAGCUGCAGCGCAUGUGGAAAAACCUUUUAUGACAAGGGAACCCUGAAGAUCCACUACAACGCCGUCCACCUGAAGAUUAAACACCGCUGCACCAUCGAGGGCUGCAACAUGGUGUUCAGCUCGCUGCGCAGCCGUAACAGGCACAGCGCUAACCCCAACCCGCGGCUACACACUGCAGCACUGCGCAACACAAACUCCCCCCAGAACCAGCAGCAUCCAGCCCAGCCCUGCGCCACAGUUCUGCCCAGCAGAGUCAAACCUCCUCUGGACGUGUCUCCUCUGGGUGUCCCUGCGCUGUCUUCAUCCAUCCUGGAGACCACACAUGCUCCACUCACGUUCCCCUCCAUAAAGGCAGUCCAACCAGUGCUACCAUUCUACAGCACUGUGCUGUCGUCUAGGAGCUCCCCUGCAUCAAGUAGUUCUGUUGUUGCCAAGACCAACAAUGGCACAUCAAUGAUCAAUCAACCUCUAAAACAACAUACAUCCUUGUGUGAUGCUAAUAAUACACCGAGACAGGAGGGUGGAGCUAUGGUUCAGCUUACAGCCAAUCAGAACAGGGUAAAUAGCAUGAAUGACACAGUGCCCAAGAAGAAAUCGCGCAAGUCCAGCAUGCCGGUGAAGAUCAAAAGGGAGAUGUUGAAUGAUCAGGAACUCUAUGAAUACAAGGAUGAUGAUGAUAAGGAUGAUAAUGAUAAUGACGAACAAGACACUGGUGAAGGGAGUGAUAUGAACAUGUAUCUCGUAAAUGGCCUAAUGACCAGUCAACAGUCCUCACGAAUGCCAGUACAACCUCCCAAUGGACUCAAUGGUAACAAAUGCCACACCUUCAUUAGCCACAGUGGACACUGCAGUAGAAGGCCAAGCCAUGAAGGAGAUGACCAUGAGAUUUAUUUUAGUAAGACAUGCAUAAAUAAGAUCCAACACAUCAACCAUGAUGUUCUCAAAAUGCCCAGAACCUCAAUUAGCUGCUGCAACCUCAGCAUGAAGGAGGGCUCGGAGAAGCAUGAGGGAGUGAUGAAGAAGUGGAUGAAGAGAGAGGGAUCGGAAGGGGAGGAUAAGUGGAGAGAGAGAAUACAAAGUGGAAGAGAAGAGCGUCUCUUAAAGGUUAAGGAGGAGGUGUAUGACCCCAGCUAUGACCUUCACUGCAGCAGACACUGUGACUUUAACAUGUGGGCCAAUAAAGGUGUUGUUGCCAUGACAUCAACAGAGACCUUUGGCCUACAAAAAGACUUUAACACGUAUUCUGAUCAAGAGGAGGAGGACGGUGAGCCAGAUGAAGAGCAGGAAAGAGCAGCAAAGUGUUGA
Molecule: messenger RNA, 2724 nt
Organism: Colossoma macropomum (tambaqui)
Lineage: Eukaryota; Metazoa; Chordata; Actinopteri; Characiformes; Serrasalmidae
Product: zinc finger protein basonuclin-2-like
Exons: 6
Coding region: 1-2724 (907 amino acids)
Biological process (GO): regulation of DNA-templated transcription
Cellular component (GO): nucleus
Source: RefSeq, a predicted model, not a curated record